Scophthalmus maximus (turbot) is the source of this 1698-nucleotide messenger RNA. RefSeq names its product cold inducible RNA binding protein a (gene cirbpa). Gene Ontology annotation, molecular function: RNA binding. Gene Ontology annotation, biological process: positive regulation of mRNA splicing, via spliceosome. Gene Ontology annotation, cellular component: spliceosomal complex. The record is from RefSeq and is a predicted model, not a curated record. NCBI's taxonomy places the organism in Eukaryota, Metazoa, Chordata, Actinopteri, Pleuronectiformes, Scophthalmidae. The transcript has 7 exons. The coding region runs from base 187 to 783 and encodes 198 amino acids.
CUGAGCCGUCAUGUCGUCAUCACGCGCCGCCUGUAGAACAGCAGAAGAAGAAGUGAGCCCGCUCAGCGCUCAUAAGCAGAGCGCACUGGUCGUCCUCCCUCAUUCGACCUGCGGCUCCGCUGAUCAUCCAUCUGCUCAAGGAGAGUUACACGGUGACUGAAGCGGUAUUUUAAAACCACAUUGAGAAUGUCGGACGAGGGAAAACUGUUCGUCGGCGGACUGAGCUUCGACACCACCGAGGACUCUUUGAGCGCGGCCUUCGGCAAAUACGGAACCAUCGAGAAAGUGGAUGUGAUCAGAGACAAAGAGACUGGAAGAUCUCGUGGUUUCGGCUUUGUUAAGUACAACAACAUCGAAGACGCGAAAGAUGCGUUGGAAGGCAUGAACAGCAAGACCCUGGAUGGCCGUCAAAUUCGCGUCGAUGAAGCAGGAAAGGGUGGCGGACGCCCAAGGACCGGAUUCAGCUCAGCCCCAAGAGGAGGACGAUUCGGUUCCAGUGGCCGUGGUAGGGCAGGCCGUGGUUACUCCAGAGAAUUCGGAGGUGGCGGAUACAACAAUGAUCGUGGAUACGGGGAGAGGAAUAGCUAUGGCGACCGAGGCUUCAGCGGAGACAGGAGCUUUGGUGGUGGUGGAAGCGGCGGCGGAUACAGGAGUGGUGGUGGUGGAGGUGGUGGUAGCGGAUACUCCUCAGGCAACUACAGAGAGAACAGAAAUCAGGGCGGAUAUGGCGACCGCACUGCAUCCUACCGCGAAGGAUAUGACAGCUAUGCUACACACGAGUAAACACCUCCCCGAUUCAAGAUCAUCACUUGGCUGGCUGUAUUUCAAAGAUGCGCUCCUCAAGAAAAAUGUCCACGUGUUAUUGCUGACCUUAGUUUUGUAGUUUUGUUGUAGUAGCUCAAACAUCUUAAAAAAUGUAGCCAUGAGUUUUGGUAAUUCCUUAACAAACCAUGUUAUAAAUUGCAGUUCCAGACUCUUACCUUGCUUGAUUGGACAUUUUUUUAUUCCUCCAAAAGAUCCGUUUCACUAAAAGGCAUCUCUGUAAUCUGAUUAGUACUUUAAGUCCAAAUUUGGGCACCAGACAACUCUCCACAUGGCUUUUCGUUGAACGGCCACUACAGUCGCUGUAGACUUCUUGUCCAGCACAUUAAGUGUUCCCUUAUUUGAUUCCUUAUCUAGUUUUUGGGUUUGUUUUUUUAUAUUGAAAUAUCUGAUGGGGCUUUUUGUUUUUGUUAUCAUUUCCCCUCUCAGUCCAUGUGACUCACCUACCUCUUGUCAGGUUUUAAACUGAGUGAGAAGAGGUCCCUUUACUAUAGAACAGGAAGGGGAUUUUAUGCUAAAUUCCUUUUACUAUCAAAAACUUAGUUUAGCUGAGGCUCCUGUAUGUUCAAUUUCCCAAAAGAGUGAAUUCCUUUCAGACUGGUGAACUACACAUCCGAAGUGGCCGGCUGUUCAUGAAGUUGCAAAUUGCAGCAUGCUACAGUCUGUCCAAGGUAUCUUCUGUGCUCAACAUCUGCAUUUUAAAUGUGCUGUAAAAUGGACUAAUCUUGUUUAAGUGAUCGAAAAAUGUACCUUCGUUUCCCCAAAGUAAUAUCUCAACCGGGAACAGUUUUGUACUUUAUGUUCUUUGUAUGAUCAACUUUUUUUUCUUUGUCAGUUUGGCUUCAUGGAGCCUAUUAAACAGACUGUGGAAAAUAA